AGGGCCGCCCACAGCGCCGCCCGGCCCUGGGGGGGCGGGGCCGGGGCCGGCUGAGCCUGCCGGGCUCCCGUCCGCCCCCCCCCCUUGCCGGGUGCUGGCGGCGGAACCAGGCAGCGGCGGCCAGGAUGGCAGCACCCAUCAUCCCCGAGAGCGCCAGCAUCAAAAAAGCGGUGUUGCUCAUUAACGUGAUAGACACAGGCAAAUUUCCUCGAUUACUCUCCCGCAUCCUUCAAAAGCUUCAUCUAAAGGCUGAGAGCAGUUUCAGUGAAGAGGAGGAAGAAAAACUUCAAGCUGCGUUUUCAGUGGAGAAGCAAGAUCUUCAUUUAGUCCUUGAAACUAUAUCAUUUAUUUUGGAACAGGCAGUCUAUCAUAACCUGAAACCAGCUAUUCUGCAACAGCAGCUGGAGAGCAUUCACCUUGAUCAAGACAAAGCAGAAGCAUUUGUCAAUGCGUGGACUGCUGCAGGUCAAGAUACAAUUGAAAAGUUCAGGCAGAGGAUUUUGGCCCCUCAAAAGCUUGAGACAAUUGGAUGGCAGCUUAACCUUCAGAUGGCUCAGUCUACCCAAGCUAAACUGAAAUCUCCUCAAGCUGUAUUAGAACUUGGAAUGAGCAAUGAAGAUUCAAAGUGACUGACAGGAUGUCUUUGUUAAAACUCAGCACUUUUGCAGAGGCAUAAGAAGUCCCUAGUGCAAGAAUAGGUUAGGGCCCCCUUCCUGAUUCUGAAAUCUGAGCCCCCCGAACCUACUCCACUGUCUCCCAGCACCUCUCAUUCCUCCAACAGCUCACUGCACCGCACCAUAACAUAUCCUAUGUGCUCCCAACCCCGACCCGCAGAUCCCCAGCACUUCCUGCUCACCCCUAGUCCAGCAACAACUCAUCACCCAGCUUUGUUUUGUGACCACUCCCUGGCACCACUUGAGCUAUGCAGCUCCAGCCAGUAGUUUUGCACAGCAGCUCAGCUCCAUCCAUCACCUGCCCUGCCCUCACAUAGUGCCAGCCAAGUCUGAGUAACGAGUGGUGUUACAACCUGGCACAUGGGGUUGCAGCACUGCUUAGGUUCAGCCCAACCGCCCCUCUGUCAUGACAGAGGGGCAGCAGGGCAAACCUGAGUGGCACUGUGAUCCUGCAUAUACUGUUGCACUACCACUCAAAUUUGACUCAGCUGCCCUUCCAUCCAACAGAGAUACAGUAGAACCAGAUUUGAGUGAGUGGUGUUGAACCGCUCUGUUUGGUUGGGCCUCAUAACCUUGUGGACCUUGACAUGACUGCAGCACUUUACACUAUUGUAGCUACCUUAUUGCACUCUCACCCCUUAAAAUAAGUUGUGUGGGCUAACCAUGUACAACCUCCAAGAUCGGCACAUC
Dermochelys coriacea (leatherback sea turtle) is the source of this 1364-nucleotide messenger RNA. It is a transcript of the gene COMMD10, whose product is annotated as COMM domain containing 10. The coding region runs from base 126 to 629 and encodes 167 amino acids. The record is from RefSeq and is a predicted model, not a curated record. Lineage: Eukaryota; Metazoa; Chordata; Testudines; Dermochelyidae. The transcript is spliced from 6 exons.